Molecule: messenger RNA, 4154 nt
Organism: Cuscuta epithymum
Lineage: Eukaryota; Viridiplantae; Streptophyta; Magnoliopsida; Solanales; Convolvulaceae
Source: the annotation of a GenBank genome assembly
UGUCUCCACCAUGGGAGACUGCGUAGAUCUCCCCUUUUUCUCCCUUUCUCUUUCUCAGUAAAUCUUAUAGCUCGGAGCAGCUUACCUUAUUCUCUUCUCAUCUAUGCUCUAAGUCACCCCAACAAUGUCUCCAACCACCUUCUUCUUGCUUCUCUUGUCCUGCUCCGUCUACUGUCUAUCCUCCACCGCCCACACCCGCCGCAUUCUUCACCAGCCCUUCCAGUCCUUACGUUCCGACCCCCCUGUCUCUGCACCGCCGGCGUCCCCCGUUUAUGGGGACGCUCCUUUCUUCCCUUCCAACCGUUUGCUUCCACCUCCGUCGCCGCUGUCUCCCAAGGCAUUGGCGUCCUUCCCGGCGAAUAUAUCUUCUAUCAUCGUUCCGCGCGCCCAGGAAACUAAUCCGGUGUCUUCGAAGCUCAUUGGCACUGCCAUCGCUAGCGCGUCCGCUACUGUCAUUGUCAUUACGAUUGGCGUCGUGCUGCUUUUCCGGAAGAAGAUGAAUCGUUCUGUUUCCGGUGAGUGGAAAUCACACAGAUCCGAUAGCAGUGCUCGAUUAAGUUACUGCAAUAGUAUAGGCGGCGGCCGUAACCCGCUCGUUCCGAAGCUCCAGAGGCCAUGUCAACCCAGUUCCGAGCUCCUUUACUUGGGCACUGUGGCCAAUUUACACGGAGCAAGCGCACCGCGCAAUCUGCAAACCACUCCUAGCAGUAUCUCCACUAGAAAUGUGAGGCCGCUAAAACCGGGCUCGCCGGAGCUCCGCUCGUUAGCGCCGCUUCACAGGCAGAGCUUUGAGCUACACUACGAGAUUGGUUCCGAAGCAGACGAAGAGACUGACGUGUUUUAUUCUCCGAAAGGGUCGUUGGGUGAUAGAGAGAGCUCCGUUGGAACUGGAUCGGCUUCCAGGAGAGCAUUCUCAGCGGUUGAGGUCGAAAUUUUUGAACAAUCCUCCUCAUCUUCAUCCUCUCCAAAGAUGCCAGCCUGUUUGAGAAUUCCCCCGCCUGAAUCCUGCUCAAGGCUAAGGUCACCUGAAUCCCUUCCUAUUCAAACUGCUCUUUCUCCACUUCAGUCUCCGCCUCAGCAUCCACCUCCAGUCUUUGUGGCGCAUUGGACGUAUACGAGAGAAUCUGAUUCUCCCUCGCCUGCGAGUUCUUCCUCGCCUGAGAGAGAUUCUAGAAGAAGUAUAGAUUCAUCUCCUGGAACUUCUUGCACUUGGGAUCGCAGUAUAAAAUCUCCUCUCAGAAUCUGCAACAGUGUGGAAUCUCCACCUCAGUUGGACUCUCAUUUUAGACUUGACAUCCAAGGAAUUGAAUCUCCUGAGAGAAUUAGCUUUAGCCGUACUGAAUCUCAUGCAAGAACCAGCACUUCACUCCCACAGAGUGGCCACAGCCUACCAAUUUCUGCUGCACCAUCCCCUUUUCCACCAGGACCUUCUUUUUGUACUCCAGCUCUCACACGCCCACCUCCCCCUCCCUCAAUUAAAAUGUGGGAAAGUCCACACACUCCCAGCAUGGAUGAAUCCCCUGAACUAGUCAAUUCCUUCAGACAGAUAAAAAUCGAGAGUCCGACAUUGUCUUCUCCAGUUCAGUUGCCUCUUAAACCAGAGUCUGGUGAGAGUAAUGCACAGAUGGUUGGGCUCUGUUCAACUGAAAGUUCUGAAAAGAAUGAGGACAAGACAAAACCAAUGUUGAAACCUUUGCAUUGGGAUAAAGUGCUGGCAAGUUCACAUGGGGAAAUAGUGUGUGACCAUUUGCAAUCAAAUUCAUUUAAGGUGGAUGAGGGGAUGAUGAAGACACUGUUUGCCACAAGUGAUCCCAAUUCAAAAUCAAAUUUAAAGGAAACAGACCAGUGCCAACGUCUUCCUUCAUUGAGCCAAGAAAACAGCGUCUUUGACCGGAAGAAGUCACAGAGCAUUUUUAUUUUGUUGAAGGCACUAAAUGUCACUAUUGAAGAUAUAUGCAAAGCUCUCUUAGAAGGAAAACUUGAUGCUCUUGGGACUGAGCUUCUUGAGACCUUGAUGAAAAUGGUUCCAUCUAAAGAGGAGGAGCGUAAGCUUAAAGAGUAUAAAGACAACUCACCAUUCAAACUCGGACCGGCUGAGAAAUUUCUCAAGGCAUUGCUCGACAUACCUUUCGCAUUCAAAAGGAUACAAGCAAUGCUCUACAUUUCCAAUUUCGACUCUGAGAUAAAUCAUCUCAAAAGGUCGUUUGAAAUUCUUGAGUUGGCUUGUGAAGAUUUGAGGAGCAGCAGGAUGUUCUUGAAGCUUCUGGAGGCAGUUCUGAAGACUGGGAACCGGAUGACUGGGGGGACAGCCUGCAGAGAUGUACACGUGUUUAAGCUUGACACACUUCUCAAGCUCGUUGAUGUCAUGGGGGCUGAUGGAAAGACCAGUCUCUUGCAUUUUGUUGUUCAGGAGUUAAUAGGAAGUGAAGGCGCUCGUGUAUCUACAUCAAACCAACAUGAAAAGAUGUCCUUCAGUGAUGAUACCAUGUUCCACCAGAGGAUUGGCCUCCAGGCUGUCUCUAGACUCAGUUCAGAGCUUAAAAAUGUGAAGAAAGCUGCCAUCAUGGAUUCAGAUGUCCUCCACGGUGAUGUCUUAAAGCUUUCGAAAGGGUUUGAUGACAUUGUAGAGUUUUUACUAUUGGAUAAAAGUAGUUGCGCUCCUAAGUUUUCAGAAUCACUGAGCAUGUUCGCAAAAAUGGCGGAGGAGGAAAUUAUAAGGAUCCGAGCACAGGAAAGUGUGGCUAUAUCUCUAGUGAAGGAGAUAAUUGAAUACUUCCAUGGAAAUUCAACCAGAGAAGAGGCACACCCCUUUAGAAUUUUCAUGGUGGUGAGGGACUUCCUGGUGAUUCUCGAUCGCGAAUGUAAUGAAGUUGGAAUGAUAAAUGAGAGAACGAUGGUGAGUUCUGGACAUAAAUUUCCUGUUCCAGUGAACCCCAUGCUGCAUCCAGGUGGAGGGUUUUCCCAGAGAAUGCAGUUCGGAUCUUCUGAUGAUAGCUCUUAGCACGAGACCCUAUUUUCCCCACUUCGCAAACAAACUUUAUAGAUUUUAGACCAUAUGCAAGCUGAGGUAGUGCAAGAUAAACCACAUUCACAACCUGAGGAAGUGUGUUAGAGUUGGCGUUAUAGAGAUGUUGAAGAUGAAUGAGUAAAUCCACUGCUCAGACGUUGUGUCAUUAUCGUGGCUCAGUAUUCAACACCAUGGAUGAACUUUCAAAUUGCUUGGAACAAGAACAAGAGCAUAUUGGGUUAUAAAGGAACAGGUGUAUGCGGGGCUAUGGUUGCAAGGGCUGGACAGAGACUGUCAUGCUGACGCGGCUGGUCAAAAUUUGGAGGGGCUUAAAGUUGAAAUUCAUGAAUUCCAGGAGUGGCAGAUGAUAGAUCAAGAGGAUGGGGAUCAAAACAAAGAGGUGCACUCUGUGAAGUUAAAGUGUUGAGCCUUAUUAGCCCUUUGCCCCUUUCAGUCAUAUUCCCCUCAACGUUUGCUUCAGUUGAAGACAAAUUAUAAAGUUGCCUUCCAACUAACAACAUAACGUGAAUACGUGACCAGUCAUGGAUCUCCUAAUGCCAACAUCUUCAGCACAAGACCCUCUUACUUCCGCAAGCAUUGAGCUAAACUAUUUUGAGAUUACGGUUUGGAUGUUGCUGCUGCUUUGGAGGUGGCGAAAAGAAAAAUUUCAGUGAAAAAAAUGAGGAAAAAUAGUGGUCCCUGCAAGCUGCUCGCUGCCCUGGGAUCGGUGAAGGAGACGCAGACGCGAUCGAUUUUGCCCGCUCCCUGAGUUCGGAUCGAUGCUUGACUGCUGCUUGCUCGCUGCACAGAUGGAAGAUGUCUUCUGAUACGUAUUUUAGUUCUGCACCGAUGGAUGAAAUCUUCUCGCUGAAGAAUUCGUUGUGGGCUUGUGGGCUUCUAUCGAAGAGGAAGUGUUAUGCUUCGUGUUUCUUUUUUUAUUGUGCUUCGUAUUUUAGUCAUUGGAAUCCCAAAAAUUUCAACUUGUAAUUUAAUGAAGAUGAUUUUUGAAUUUUUGAUACUCAUUUUGUAGUUAUGUAUGCUCAAUUAGUACUGAUGUUCUGCUCAUUUUAAAUGUGACAUUGAUGCAUGUCUUAAAAGUGUCAUAUACAAUGAUUCUAAUACUUAAUAGAGAAAAUUUGAUGCUCAG